Messenger RNA from Syzygium oleosum, 2947 nucleotides. RefSeq names its product probable disease resistance protein At5g66900. The coding region runs from base 271 to 2763 and encodes 830 amino acids. Lineage: Eukaryota; Viridiplantae; Streptophyta; Magnoliopsida; Myrtales; Myrtaceae. The transcript has 5 exons. Gene Ontology annotation, molecular function: ADP binding. Gene Ontology annotation, biological process: defense response to fungus. The record is from RefSeq and is a predicted model, not a curated record.
GCGAAUAAACUUUAAUGACGAUUUUUGUAAUAUAUCACUCAAGAAUCUUUCUCUCCUUUUCGUUCAUCUCAUUCUCCAUUGUUGCUUCAAAGACCAGGAAGCUCCUCUCCCUUCUUGCCCCUUCGAAAAACCCAGAAAAGAAAAAAACUGAGAAAAGCAUCCUCUGCAAAUCUCGGCACGUGGGUUUCAGUUCUAGCAUCCUUGGUGACCCAUUGAAAGUUUUGGAUUUUUUUGGCUUGUUUUGGUCUUUGAAGGCAGAAAGAACAAGAAAUGGGGAUUGAUUUUGCAGGAGCUGCUGUGGGAACAGCAUUCAGCGAGGUGUUCACAGCCGUUAAGACCGUAGUGAAAACCAUUAGGGCGUUUGGUUCCGAGCUCAAGAAGAUCGAAUCCACCUUGAGAAAAAUAGAACCAAUCAUCAAGGAAUGGGAUGAGUACAACAAACGGCUGGACCGUAGUCCAGAAGAGACGGUUCCAAUCAAGAACCUAUUUGUUGGAGGCAAAAGACUGGUCGAGAAAUGCUCGAGGAUCCACCCACUAAACUUUUGCAAGAAGUAUACUCACUCGAAAGACCUGACCCAGUUCGAUGCGGCAGUCCUAAGAGAGUUCCAAAUUUACUUGCCGCUGGUGAAUGUGAUUACUGGCAAGCAGACAUUGGCGGAGAUGGAGGACUUCAGGGAAGAGGUGAAUGAGCAAUUCAAGCAGUUGGUCCAUUUGGUUCAAGCGAAGGGCGGGCCGCUCCAGAGCAGGCUCAGGUCUUCGGUCAACCUCGCAGCCCCUGAGGCGCCCGAUUUCAUUGUCGGGCUGGAGAUGAAGGCGUCCUUGAGGGAGCUCAAGGAGCGGUUGCUGGAGGAGGGAGUGUCUGUGAUUGUUGUGACCGCUCCACCCGGGUGCGGGAAGACCACUCUGAUUAAGAAAUUGUGUCAUGACACGGACAUUGAAGGCAAAUUCAAAGAAAACAUCAUGUUUGUCCCCGUAUCGAAGAAGCCCAACCUGACAGACAUUGUCCAGAAAAUGAUUCAACAUAAGGGUGGUUUCGAGGUACCUGUGAUUGAAACAGAAGAUGAGGCAGUCCAGUACUUGCAGCAAUUGCUCAAUGAAAUUGGACAAACUCCUGUGUUGCUUGUGCUGGACGAUGUCUGGACUGAAUGGGAGAACGUCCUUGAGAAAUUUGUCUUCAAGAAGAUUAAAGAUUACAAGAUUGUGGUGACAUCAAGAUAUGAGUUUCCUCGUUAUCGUCCUGUGCAUCGACUGAACCCACUGACUCAUAGCGAAGCCCUGGAACUUUUUCGUAAAUCUGUUACUGUCGAUGAUAAAAGCAUAGAUGCACCAGAUGAUGAGCUCUUGGAUGAGAUGGUGAAACACUGUAGGCAAUUGCCAUUGGUUAUUACGGUCGUUGCCAAGUCCCUCCGAGGAAAGGACUAUAUAUUCUGGAAAAGAAAGUUUCGUGAAUGGUCUGAAGGUCAUUCCCUUUUUGAUUCGGACACUGACAUUCUAGCUUGCCUCAAGAAGAGCUUGGACUAUAUGGAUGGUGACCCUUGGCUCAAGGAACGUUUCAUGGACCUUGGCUCAUUUCCAGAGGAUAGCAAGAUCCCCGCCACUGCCCUUAUUGACAUAUGGGUGGAAUUGUACAAGCUAGAUUUCGAUGGCGUGCGUGCCAUGACUGACCUCCAUGAACUCGUUUCUAGGAAUCUAGCUGAUCUCGUAGUCACCAGGAGAGAUUCAAGUGAUGACCAAGAAUCUUACAGCGGCCACUAUGCCCAGCAGCACGAUCUGCUCAGAGAGCUGGCUAUCAUGGAGUGCAACAAGGGGGAAAUAGGGGAGAGACAGAGACUCAUCCUAGAGUUGAAUGGAAAUAAAUUUCCCGACUGGUGGAGCGAGCAAAAGCAACAGCCUCUCGGUGCUCGUCUAGUGUCCAUCUCAACAGAUAAAACAUUUUCAACACCCUGGCCAAAUCUUGAAUUGCCUAAAGCUGAGGCUCUUGUCUUGAACUUCCAGAACGACAUGCAAUCCAAAACUUAUGCUUUGCCUGAAUUCAUUGAGAAGGCAAAUCAACUCAAGACACUGAUAGUAACAAACUACAGUUUCUUUCCGGCUGAGCUGCGCAAUUUCCACGUCAUUGGGUCCAAUUUAACGAGGAUCAGGCUCCAGCGUGUCACGGUUCCUUUCCUGGGCAUGGGAAACCUACGCUUGCGUAGUCUGAAAAAGAUAUCCUUUUUCAUGUGCGACAUCAGUCAGACUUCGACGUCGAACGACGCCAAAAUCUCCGAUGCAAUGCCAAACUUAGUUGAGCUCGACAUUGACUAUUGCAAUGAUCUUGUAACAUUACCCGAUGGCAUCUGUGAGAUAAAGCCUCUGAAGAAGCUUAGCAUCACAAACUGCCAUAAUUUCUCUGCUCUCCCCAAACAGAUUGGGCAAUCGGCAUCCCUCGAAGUGGUCAGGCUUAAUUGCUGCACAAGCGUGUCGCAGUUGCCGGAAUCGAUUGGAAACCUCCAAGAAUUGAUAUCUCUCAAUAUAUCUGAUUGCCUGAACUUAAGCACUUUGCCCAAUCAAAUUGGUCAACUGGUUAAUCUCAAGAGGAUGAACGUGAGAGGAUGUUCGAGUUUGUCCGAGCUGCCACGGUCGAUCGUGAACCUGAGGAACCUGAGGAAGGUGGUUUGUGACAAAGGAAAGGAAGUCAUGUGGGAGCCUCUAAAGAGCAGUCUCUAUAGCUUGAAUAUAAUAACGUCUGAAGAAGAGGCCAACUUAGAUUGGUUGCGUGAUUAAGAAGAGAGGGCGAUCAACUGAUGAUUCAUCGACUUUUUCUCCAUGUCAAAUGCUGUCUUUGAACUGUUUUUUACGCUUUCGUUUUAUGCGGACGGCUGAGGCAUUGUUGACUGGACCAAAUAAUUGAUGAGUGGCGCCACGUCAUUUUUUUAAUGUUUCCUAGUCAGAAUUUUGUUUUCUUUUA